AUGGCGAAACCGGAGUGGGAGUCGCUGGAGCAAUGCUUGGAGAAGCACCUGCCACCUGCAGACUUGAAGGAGGUGAAGCGCAUUCUGUAUGGCAAGGAGACCAGGAAACAGGAUCUACCCAGUGGUGCUUGGGAAGCCGCCGCCAGAGGGGACUUCGAACUGCAAGGCUAUGGCUUCCAGGCAGCCGAGGAGCAGCUGAGACCACCCCGCCUCGUGCGUGUGGGGCUGGUACAGAAUAGAACGCCCCUCCCCACGGAUGCCCCUGUGGCAGAGCAGGUCUCGGCCCUCCACAGACGCAUAGAAGCCAUCGCAGAGGUGGCUGCCAUGUGCGGCGUCAACAUCAUCUGCUUCCAGGAGGCGUGGACUAUGCCCUUUGCUUUCUGCACGAGAGAGAAGCUGCCCUGGACGGAGUUUGCCGAGUCAGCAGAGGAUGGCCCCACCACCCGCUUCUGUCAGAAGCUGGCCAAGAAGCAUGAGAUGGUGGUGGUGUCACCCAUCUUAGAGCGGGACCAAAGUCAUGGAGACGUCUUGUGGAACACGGCCGUGGUGAUCUCCAAUUCAGGAGCCGUCCUGGGCAAGACCAGGAAGAACCAUAUCCCCAGAGUGGGUGAUUUCAACGAGUCAACCUACUACAUGGAGGGGAAUCUGGGCCACCCCGUGUUCCAGACACAGUGGGGGAAGAUCGCUGUGAACAUCUGCUACGGACGCCACCACCCCCUCAACUGGCUCAUGUACAGCCUCAACGGGGCCGAGAUCAUCUUCAACCCGUCGGCCACCAUUGGGGCGCUCAGUGAGUCGCUGUGGCCGAUCGAAGCCAGAAACGCAGCCAUCGCCAACCACUGCUUCACAUGUGCCAUCAACCGCGUGGGCGAGGAGCACUUCCCGAAUGAGUUCACCUCUGGAGAUGGAAAGAAGGCGCACAAGGAUUUUGGUCACUUUUAUGGCUCCAGCUACGUGGCGGGCCCCGACAGCAGCCGGACCCCAGGGCUCUCCCGGAACCGGGACGGACUGCUGGUUGCCGAGCUCGACCUCAACCUCUGCCGGCAGAUGAAUGACAUCUGGAACUUCAAGAUGACCGGCAGGUAUGAGAUGUACGCUCGGGAACUGGCCGAAGCUCUCAAGCCUAACUACCGCCCCAAUGUGCUGAAAGAGUAGCUGGUUCUGCUCUUGCCUGCCCGUCUACUGGCUGCUGCCUGAAUGUUGGCUAUCCACAUUGGUUUGAAAAUGCCUGCACAGAGCCAAGGAGACAGGGAGAGGAACUGCUUAGCAGGUGCAAGGCUUCCUUCAAGGCUAAAAGGAGGGGAUGCUUGCAGUACAUUGCCACAUGCCAAAUACCACUGCCUGAUUUGCAUACCGUAAACAUGUU
Messenger RNA from Ochotona curzoniae (black-lipped pika), 1366 nucleotides. It is a transcript of the gene UPB1, whose product is annotated as beta-ureidopropionase 1. Bases 1 to 1155 code for a protein of 384 amino acids. The record is from RefSeq and is a predicted model, not a curated record. The transcript has 10 exons. Gene Ontology annotation, molecular function: beta-ureidopropionase activity. NCBI's taxonomy places the organism in Eukaryota, Metazoa, Chordata, Mammalia, Lagomorpha, Ochotonidae.